AUGUCUGCUCCAGCUACUACUCAAAUCGAAAUCUUACAAGAAGGUGACGGUAAAACUUUCCCAAAACCAGGUGAUUUAGUUAGAAUUCACUACACUGGUACCUUAGAAAGUGGUAAAAAAUUCGACAGUUCAAGAGAUAGAGGUAGUCCAUUCCAAUGUACCAUUGGUGUUGGUCAAGUUAUUAAAGGUUGGGAUACUGGUAUUCCAAAGUUAUCUGUUGGUUCAAGAGCUAAAUUAACUAUUCCAGGUCAUGAAGCUUAUGGUCCAAGAGGUUUCCCAGGUUUGAUUCCUCCAAAUGCUACUUUAUUAUUCGAUGUUGAAUUAUUAGGUAUUAACUAG
Messenger RNA from Yamadazyma jaroonii, 339 nucleotides. The record is from the annotation of a GenBank genome assembly. NCBI's taxonomy places the organism in Eukaryota, Fungi, Ascomycota, Pichiomycetes, Serinales, Debaryomycetaceae.